AUGAGUAGUUUGUCUCUAGGCGAUGACUCCCUUUCAGGCAGUAAGAAGGAACAAGAUUCGGCCAAAGAUAAAAAUUUAAAACCUAGUUCAGGAAAACAAGUGAAUGAUAGUAUAGGUGGUGUUGACAUUGAGAGGGCAACGAAUGUUCAAAGUUUAGAGUUGGAUGAUGAGAUAAAUAGCAUAUUAAAUAAUAGCGAGGAAAACUCCAAGGUACAAACGAAAGAAAGAACCGAUACUAAAAAUGAAGAUGAUAUAGCUACGCAGAUGAAUUUACCGGACUUGCAGGACUUGGAUAUUGGGCCGUUAGAUAAAAUACAGAAUCCAAUGAAUAAGAUAGUGCUUGAUUUCGAUGAUACCAGUAAGACUGUCAGCAAUUCUCAAUCUCCUAAUCCAAUUGACGAAGAGACAUAUGAUAGAUACAAGAAUUCAUCGUCGCAAGCCGAUAUAAGGAGAAACCUGUCGCUUGUGCCAAUAACAAGCGAGGCAGCCUUGGGAUCGUCAAAUCAUGAGGAUGAAAAAGAUAGCUCUAAGAUUUCAGCGUACGCGAGAUUAGACUUUGAAAACUUUACUUUUUUUGUGCAAACAUUGCAGGUAAUAUUAGGAAGAAAAUCUAAUGAUGAGUUAUUGCAGAGUUCUCAUCAUGCGGUAGAUGUCCAUUUGAGUUCUACAAAGGCAAUAUCUAGAAGACAUGCGAAAAUAUUCUAUAACUUUGGUACUCAAAGAUUUGAAUUAUCAAUAUUAGGAAGAAAUGGUGCGUUUGUUGACGAUGCAUUUACUGAAAAGGGAAUAACAGUUCCAUUGGCUGAUGGAACCAAAAUACAGAUAGGGGAUAUAACCUUUGCUUUCGUGCUACCUUCGAUAGAUUCUAAUACCAAUGACAACUCAGCGGGUGCUGAUAAACAAUUCAAUCCUAGUGAUGCAAUAAACUUAAGGUCAAACCUCUAUAAGGUUUCAGAGUCUCCUUCGAAGAAUGAUCAAAAGCCAAAUAAAUCACUUGAAUCCGAUAAACCAAGAAAAGAAUCUAAACCUAGCAUACUGGCAUCUCCGUCAAACUCAAAUUCGGAUAUUCCUAGUCGUACCUCCCGAAGUGGAUCACAGUCAAAGUCUGAUGGGCCAAGGCGAUUGUCAAGCACCAGGAAGAAGUCAGUUACCAACGAUGAAAUUGAUGAUAUAUUAAAUGAAUUGGGAACAAAUUCUAUCAGUGCUAUAGACGAAGAAGAAUCUGAUUUACUUGAUUCAGAAAUUCAAUCGAUCUUAAAUGAUCCUGAAAACCAUGGGCAAGACGGAGAGAUGGAUCUAGACGAAGAGAACUUAUUAAAGUUAACUCAAUUCAAUGAAGCUUCAAACGAAGAAGACGAAAUAGAUAAGUUAGUCCAACAACAUAAUCUUGAGCAGGGUGUAACAUGGGAUGAAGAUGAAUUGGAUAGAGAUGAGGAAAAUGAAAAUGAAAAUGAAAUGCACGAUAUAGAUUUAGACUUAUCGGUCUUAGAUCAAGAAAUCGCAACACUAGCCCCUCUUAUAGACGCACACCACCAGGAUUUAAUGAAAGAAAAGGAAGAAAAGAGAAAACAACUAGAACAAGAAAAACGGAAAAAGGAACUGCAACAACUCAGGAAAAUGGCAGGAAAAAAAUUGCCUCUUAAUAAACCAAAGACCAAGCCAAAUACAGGAUCUAUACCCCAGCCUCCAACUCGAUCGACACCACUUAUGGGGAAGCCCGCAGUUCCAAGAAUGGGACGCCCAGCUUCUAUUCAACCUCCUGCAUCAAGAUUAUAUGGAAGACAAACACCAACAAAUGGGUUAUCUAAAGCUCAGUUAGUCGAUAACAGAUUAACAACUAUGUCAUCUCCAUUAGCUGGUCUUCCAACACACUUAGUUGCCCAAGGAUCAGCCAAUUCAGGCUUGCCAUUGAAAAUUGCACAGGGAACUCAUCAUUCUAUGGCACAUUUGGUGAAUAGCCAGAUGUCUAAGCCGUUGAUGCCUCCUAAACCGCCAGCUCCAAAACUAGAUGUCCAACUUCAAACAAUAACUUCAACGACAUCUACACCUGUGAGAAUCCCUAUACGAGCAAUUACUAUAAACUCGAAAAUUGAACUUCCUCCCGUAUGUGUUCCGAAGAACUUAAGUGAACAAAAAGACACACCAAAGGUUCCUAAACGAAGAAAAGAUAUCAGUCAAAUCAAAAAGGCUGCUAAAAGUAUUUAUACCAUUGACGAGAUUCCUGAACAUUAUAGAAUUAAACCAACAUUAUCGUAUCCUUUAAUGGUUACAAAUGUCUUGAAGUCCAAAGGUGGGGAAUUGGGCCUAACACUUUCUGAAAUCAAUGAGUCAAUUAAGGAUAUUUAUCCAUACUACAAAUAUUGCCCUGAUGGCUGGCAAACAUCUGUGAGCCAUAAUGUUACUUUAAAUAAAAUAUUUAAAAGGAUAUCCAAGAAAGAUUAUGAUGCAGGCUGGACUUGGGGAAUAGAUGAUGCCUACAUUGCCGAAAGAGAAAAAGUGAAACAGAAACAACAAGAAAUGGCUGCUGCUAAAGCUAAGGCAGCAGCUAUAAAGGCAGAAGAGUUGAAACAGAAACAGAGGUUAGAAGCACAGCAAGGGGCUACGCACAAUAUUGUUGGAAGGAACUUUGCAUCUCCUUAUGGAUUAUCUCCUUUGAAUACUGGUCUCCGUAUGCCACAAUCGCAAUUUAUUUCUCAACUUCAACAAAAGCAAAUGAGCAGUGCUAGUACUAAUGGUCAAAAACCCAAGACAAUUGCGGAACUUGCCAGUGAAAUCAGAAGAGAUGGCUUGAUUGGGUCAAAAGCACCACUUUAUUUUAAACCACAAUCAACUUUACAAGUAAAUAGUAGUGGUGAAUUAGUGAAGCGUAAUGACAUUCCAGCAACUGUUUCUUCUCCGGCCACUUCGACUGUCUCACCGCAACCACCGACAAGUACCAAUACCAUAAAAGCUCAAUUAGCGGCUAAUAGGUCACAAUCUCCACCUUUGCUGUCACCAGUAUCGCAAGGCACUCAACCACUGCACGAAGAAAAGCCUAAAAUGAAUCAAGACACCAAAAAAUCGUUAGCUUACUUGCAAAAAGAGUUAUUUACAUUAUAUAAAGCAAGGAAGCUAUCAUAUAAUACUGCAACUACAACCGAAGUUAUUACGAAAGCUCUUGCCACUACCAUUGCACAGGUAAAUAUCAUAGGUGUUAAAGCAGGAUGUGGCGAUAAUGCUUUAAGCUUUUUGGUUGAAAAGGCCCCGCAACAAGUGAGCAAGAUUUUGGAUAUUGCGUUAACCAAAUCUAUUAAAGAAAAGCAAGGAACACUAUCUUCUAGACCUGCAAGCAGAGGGGGCACACCUGGCCCAACAUCACAAUCACUAGCAUCCAGUCCUGAAAAGCAAACCCCUAGUCUGGUAAAUACUCCGCAACUGGCGGGAUCGCCUAAAGCUUCGUCGCUGUCGACAUUACCGAUUGAUAAGUCGAAGGAACAACACACACUAUCAUCACAUAGACCAGAGCUGGCAACUCAUUCGAAUAGCAAAGAAACCAAUCCCAACGUGUCUAAGGAAUUUUCCAAUGAUAGUAAACCCAACUAUCUGAGCGACAUAAAGUCGGAGUCCCCUAGUGCGUCUCCAUCGCUAGCUAGACCACCCGUGUAUAAAUCUGGGUUGUCGAAGCCUCCAACUUUUUUUGGAAAGUCAGAAUCAUCGUCUCCAUCUCAAUCCACAUUUACCAGUGCAUCAUAUUCUUCGGGAGCAGGAUUACCAAAACCGCAAAGCUUUUCCAAGCCAAGUGCUUUAUCCAAUCCUCCACAGUUUUUAUCUAAUAAGCCCGCAAGGCCUUCCUUCCAUGGAAACAAGGAUGAAACAGCUGUCCCAAGACCGCCAUCAUUCACUUCUGGCUCGUUUCCUCCUACAAAGAGCCAAAAUAAUUCUACUGCAACAGCAAACUCACCUAAUUUAAGAGAAAAAACUACUGGUGAAUCUGCUGAACAGACGACAGUUUCCAAUGCAUCGGGCACAAAAAGAUCUGCAAGCGAUGAAGACAAAGUUGAAGAAAAACUCGAAGACAAUUCAAGAAAGAUAAUUAAAAUAGAAUGA
Debaryomyces fabryi is the source of this 4086-nucleotide messenger RNA. It is a transcript of the gene FHL1, whose product is annotated as Fhl1p. Gene Ontology annotation, cellular component: nucleus. NCBI's taxonomy places the organism in Eukaryota, Fungi, Ascomycota, Pichiomycetes, Serinales, Debaryomycetaceae. Gene Ontology annotation, molecular function: DNA-binding transcription factor activity; protein binding; sequence-specific DNA binding. Gene Ontology annotation, biological process: regulation of ribosomal protein gene transcription by RNA polymerase II. Bases 1 to 4086 code for a protein of 1361 amino acids. The record is from RefSeq and is a predicted model, not a curated record. The transcript has a single exon.